Didymodactylos carnosus is the source of this 687-nucleotide messenger RNA. The record is from the annotation of a GenBank genome assembly. NCBI's taxonomy places the organism in Eukaryota, Metazoa, Rotifera, Eurotatoria, Philodinida, Philodinidae.
AUGGGUUCACUUGCUCUCACCGUUUUAUCGUUAACAUUGGGUUUAUUUUUUAUUCUGGUUGGACAAUUUAAAGUGACACCAAAAUUCUUUCCAGAAGUACACGAAGAUAUGCGUCGUGAAUUUGGACGAGUUAAUAAAGUAUUUCCAUUAUAUAAGCAAACAGGUUGGCGACCAUUUGCAAAAAAUUAUCGACUUUUCAUUGGAUUCACAGAAAUUGUAUGUGGAGCUAUCUUGGCACUUGUUCCAGGUUCACCAAAACAGUUGGCAAAUGUUAUUUUAUUAUUCGUGAUGCUUGGUGCUGUUUAUACGCAUUAUAUUUUAAAAGAUAAAUUUGAACGAAUGGCACCUGGUCUCGUUUUUAGCCUUUUGCUUUUAACACGUUUGAUAAUUCAUAGACAAGUACAACAACGAGAAAAACGUACGAAUCAAAAACAACCAACAGUAACGAAAAAAGAAUCAAAAAAUAAAAAUAAAAAUGAAAAGGAAAAUGAUAGUCAAGUUGAAGAGGAAUAUGAAGAGGAAGAUCGUGACGAAGAACAAGAGGAACAAACAUCGGAAGGAGAACAAGAAGAAGAAGAAGAAGAAGAAGAAGAAGAAGAAGAAAAAGAAGAAGUUAAAGUAACUCAAAAAAAGCCAACAAAAAAGGUACAACCAGUAACAAAGGAUAGUAAAAAGAAAAACAAAUAA